AUCUUGACACUACUAGACAGAGUAUAGUAAUACUUACAGAAACUACUAGACUAGCUAGUAUUAGUGGAAAUUUGUAAAUCUUAUUUUAUACAUAAAUGAAUGAAUAAAAGAAUUUACUAUUAGUAAACAUGUCAAAAGUAACUAAAAGGAAGCAUGUAAUGAACGAAGCUAUGUGGGAUGAUUACGAGUUACCGAAGAAAAAUCAAAGUAUCGUAAAAGUUUUGAAAAGUCGCGGUAACAAUCUCCACGAGGUCACUACUUCAACUGGGGAAGAAUAUUUAGUAUCAAUGCCUACGAAGUUUCGAAAAAAUAUAUGGGUUAAACGAGGUGACUAUGUAUUAGUCGAGCCCAUAACGGAAGGCGACAAAGUAAAAGCCGAAAUUGUAAAAAUAAUGAAUAAGGAUUCCAUUAAAUAUUACAAGGAAAACAAUCUAUGGCCGAAGGAAUUUGGCGAUGAUAAAAAACAAAGUACAGAAGUUGAUGACGACAAUUUGUUCGUGAAUACAAACAGAGUUCAUAUGGAACAAUAUUACAGUGAUUCAGACUCGAGUGACUCCAGUGACGACAGUGACGGUGGUAGUGACAAUGAAAAUUUUAAAAAAUAAAAUUAUUUACAUAUA
Molecule: messenger RNA, 620 nt
Organism: Melitaea cinxia (Glanville fritillary)
Lineage: Eukaryota; Metazoa; Arthropoda; Insecta; Lepidoptera; Nymphalidae
Product: probable RNA-binding protein EIF1AD
Exons: 2
Coding region: 129-605 (158 amino acids)
Biological process (GO): translational initiation
Cellular component (GO): nucleus
Molecular function (GO): translation initiation factor activity; RNA binding
Source: RefSeq, a predicted model, not a curated record